AUGACUAAUUAUUCCUCUAUUUUUCAACCUUUCGUUGGUUUAUUCACUCAAUCGCAAGUGCAAUCAAUGCUUUUUGCAUGGCUCCCAACAAAAUUAGGAUCAUACCUGCCCGGAAUAAUGGCUGUCGAUAUGUUUUUGACAAACGUUUUAGCUACAGGAAUCAGCGCUUUGAUCCUUGCAUUAUUCGCGGUAACUUAUUCUAUCCUUAAAGAAGGUUCAUGGAGAACGGGAAAAAUUGUUACAGCUCAGGUUGAAUAUUAUAUCGCAGGAACCUAUGGUUAUCCAUACCCAAAUCCAAUUUACGAAGCUCUGUCUUGGAUGACCUCUCAACAAACAAAAUCGUUAAAUACCGGUUCAUUUAUCAUACAACCUACAAAUUCUAUGUCCUAUAAUUAUAUUGAUGAUUGCGCUCCUCCUGACUUUAACGUUCUUCCAGAUAAAGAUCAACAAAUUACCGUCGAGUUUAAAGGAAAAAGGUUCAAAGUUAAAUUUACUCUUCCCGAACAA
Molecule: messenger RNA, 507 nt
Organism: Funneliformis caledonium
Lineage: Eukaryota; Fungi; Glomeromycota; Glomeromycetes; Glomerales; Glomeraceae
Source: the annotation of a GenBank genome assembly